This is a messenger RNA of Quercus lobata, 1607 nucleotides long. RefSeq names its product mannosyltransferase family protein (gene PNT1). Gene Ontology annotation, biological process: GPI anchor biosynthetic process. Gene Ontology annotation, molecular function: alpha-1,4-mannosyltransferase activity; GPI mannosyltransferase activity. Lineage: Eukaryota; Viridiplantae; Streptophyta; Magnoliopsida; Fagales; Fagaceae. The record is from RefSeq and is a predicted model, not a curated record. Gene Ontology annotation, cellular component: glycosylphosphatidylinositol-mannosyltransferase I complex; membrane. The transcript has 5 exons. Bases 90 to 1406 code for a protein of 438 amino acids.
CACCCACUUCGAAUCCCAGCUCAUCUCUGCCGAAGCCGCCGCUGCCUUCCUCAGCCCAUUGCUUUGGUUUUCCGCCGAUCUCAGAACCAAUGUUCACCACCAUGAACUUUCGCUCUCUCCUUGUACUAUCAGCCAUUUUCAGAGUAUUCUUAGUCAUAUAUGGUGAAUGGCAAGACACCCACAUGGAAGUCAGGUACACUGACAUUGAUUACCUUGUUUUCUCUGAUGCUGCUUCUCUAAUGGCCUCUGGCAAAUCCCCUUAUCUUAGAUCCACAUACAGAUACUCACCUUUACUAGCUUUUUUGCUCCUACCCAAUUCGAUUUUCCAUCGAUCUUGGGGCAAGUUUCUCUUCUCAGCUUCAGAUUUGCUUGUGGGGUGUUUUAUAAGGAGUAUUUUGAAGCUACGUGGGGUCCCAGAAAAAUUUUGUGUUAGUUCUAUAAUGGUCUGGCUGUUCAAUCCAUUUACUUUUACAAUUGGGACUCGUGGGAAUUGUGAGCCUGUUGUUUGUGCUAUGGUUCUUUGGGUCCUCUUAUGCCUCAUGAAUGGUCGUGUGUUGCAAGCUGCAUUUUGGUUUGGGCUUCUUGUCCACUUUAGAAUCUACCCUGUAAUCUAUGUUCUUUCUAUUCUUCUGAUUCUUGAUCCAUACGUCUUCCGAUAUGGUCGGAAGCCUGCUCUUCAAAAUUGGGGGCGCACUGAACAAGAAUCUCCUCGAAGCAAUUGUAUUACAAGACUGGCUGCUCUGUUCCAUCCAUGGUCUACUUUGAGAACGGCAUUAACAAAAGAGAGAAUACUUUUUGGUUUUGUUUCUGGGGCUGUUUUCUUAUUUUGUACUGCCCUUUUCUUUUGCCUUUAUGGGUGGGACUUCUUGCAUGAGGCACUGCUAUAUCAUCUUACCCGUACGGAUCCAAGGCACAACUUCUCCAUUUAUUUUUAUCAUAUAUACCUUCAGCUGGAGAAUGAAAUCUUGGUGGUGGAGAAGCUCAUUUCGUUUUUGCCUCAAUUUGUAGUGCAGUUCAUUCUUGUUCUGAGUUUUGCACAAGACCUCCCGUUUUGCUGGUUUUUGCAGACGGUUGCAUUUGUGGCAUUCAACAAGGUAAUCACUGCACAAUAUUUUGUGUGGUUUUUCUGUCUUUUGCCUCUAAUACUUCCAUGGAGCCAAAUGAAGUUAAGAUGGAAAGGUCUUUCCUGCAUAUUAGUGUGGAUGGGUGCUCAACUUCAUUGGUUGAUGUGGGGUUAUAUGCUCGAAUUCAGGGGAAAGAAUGUCUUCCUUCAACUGUGGAUGGCAAGCAUUUUUUUCUUAGCUGCAAACACCUAUGUUCUUACAGCAGUCAUCCAGCAUCAUCGAUGCUCUCCGGUUUUCAUUGGGUUAGAAAGCACUUCGAAGGGUGCAAGGAAAUUACAAUGAUGGAACAAGUAACUUUAUUGAUUGCUCUUCAUGUUGUCUAUCAUACUUUUUCUCCAACUCUGUAUUGGAAAAUUAGAUGGUGCAGCUGUUUCUUUUUUCCAGUUUUAGAAUAUCAGUAUGUAACCUUUCUAUAAUGUAAGAAUACAUUUCGUUCGUUUAUCGCCCAUUACAUGCAUCUAACUAAGAAUUUCCUCUCUUUAA